This is a messenger RNA of Prunus avium (sweet cherry), 1580 nucleotides long. It is a transcript of the gene DDI1, whose product is annotated as ubiquitin family protein. The record is from RefSeq and is a predicted model, not a curated record. Lineage: Eukaryota; Viridiplantae; Streptophyta; Magnoliopsida; Rosales; Rosaceae. Gene Ontology annotation, biological process: proteolysis. Gene Ontology annotation, molecular function: aspartic-type endopeptidase activity; protein binding.
AUUCGUAGCACAGACGACCCUUUUCUCUUUCUUCUCCAAGUGGGACUAGAAGUAAACAAAACAAAGCUCCUCCAUAUCCAAAGCCGAAGCUCGAAUUCGAUAUAAAAGCUACAAUACAGUUGCACAACUUCUUCAGCAAUUAACUCCAUUGAAGAAGACUCGCAGAGAUCCAAUCACAGAUGAAGAUCACUGUAAUGACCGCGGACGAACAGAUUCUCAACUUAGACGUCGAUCCUCACGAAACUGUUGAAAAUGUGAAAGCUCUGCUGGAGGUGGAGACGCGGGUGCUGCUUCAGCAACAGCAGCUGCUAUAUAAUGGGAGGGAGAUGAGGAAUUCUGAGAAGCUGAGUGCCCUUGGCGUUAAAGAUGAAGACUUGAUAAUGAUGGUAUCCAAUGCUGCACCGAGUGCUUCAGCCAAUGCUUUGAGCUUCAAUCCAGAUGGGUCUGCGGUAAACCCAGGAGCUUUUCAGCAGCACAUUAAGAAUGAUUCUAAUUUGAUAGCACAGUUGUUUCAGAGUGACCCAGACUUAGCACAAGUUAUUCUUGGAAAUGAUCUCAAUAGACUGCAGGAACUUUUACGACAGCGUCAUCGCCAAAAGUCUGAACUUCGACGGCAACAAGAUGAGGAGCUUGCUCUUCUUUAUGCAGAUCCUUUUGAUGUUGAAGCACAGAAGAAGAUUGAAGCUGCUAUUCGCCAGAAAGGAAUUGAUGAAAACUGGGCUGCGGCUCUGGAACAUAACCCUGAAGCUUUUGCAAGGGUGGUUAUGUUGUAUGUUGACAUGGAAGUCAAUGGUGUCCCGUUAAAGGCAUUUGUUGACAGUGGAGCGCAGUCAACAAUUAUUUCAAAAAGCUGCGCUGAGCGUUGUGGAUUGUUGAGGCUUUUAGAUCAACGUUACAAGGGUAUUGCUCAUGGAGUUGGUCAAUCAGAGAUAUUGGGUCGGAUACAUGUAGCUCCAAUCAAGAUUGGGAAUAUAUUUUAUCCUUGCUCAUUCUUGGUUCUGGAUGCUCCCAAUAUGGAGUUCCUCUUUGGGUUGGAUAUGCUCCGUAAGCAUCAGUGCAUUAUAGAUCUGAAGGAUAGUGUUUUGAGAGUUGGUGGUGGAGAAGUUUCCGUACCAUUCUUGCAAGAAAAGGACAUACCAUCUCGUUUUCUGGAUGAAGAAAGGUUUGCCAAGGAAGCAUCCAGCUCAGGAGCUCCUGUUACAUCUGGAACAGCAGAUACAAGCAAAAAUUCACCAUCGGGAGGGCAAUCGUCUGGAAGUGCUCGUUCUAACCCGACUGAGGGACCUGAUUUUGAAGCUAAAGUUGCAAAGCUUGUUGAGCUAGGGUUCGGGAGAGAUGCUGUAAUACAAGCUCUUAAAUUUUUCGACUGUAACGAAGAACAAGCAGCAGGGUAUCUUUUUGGGGGCUGAUUAAGCUAUAUAACUUUUAAAAUUCAUUUCAUUGUUGGAAUAAUAAUGAUUAAUUGGAGAACUCAAUUACAAAAGUAGUUCAAGUUGAAAUAUUGUGUAUUUUGUUACCCUUUGAUUUGAUUUUAAUCUAUUGACACCCACAAACGGGGCUGGCAACAUUUACCCUUUUCA